UCAAUUCGCAUUUCUCGUCUCCUCAAUAUGGCAGCUUAUGCCGCUCUUGCUUCCCUUGUUCAAACUACAGUUAACAGAAAUCAUUCCAAAUCUCACUUCUCUACCUAUGCAAAAGAGAAAAUUGGAUCCAUCCACGAGUAUGCCGUCUUCUUGCUCACCUUCCUCGAAUAUUAUCCAGAGAGAGCCAGCCGUUGGGAAGGCAAGUUGAGGGAUUUAGCUCAUGAAGCUGAAGAUAUCAUCGAAGAAUUUACUUGGAGGCUGUCGUUUUAUGGAAGGGUGAAAAUAUCAAGCUUCAAAUUUGAAGAGGAGCUCAGAAAUGUAACGGAAAAAUUCGGUUUAAUUGCUGGAGAUGUGAUGGACGAGCGACCUGCUUACUCAUCUCUUUCUCUCUCAUCAUCAUCAUCAUCAUCAUCCGCAUCAUCAAGAGUUGCAGUUACUGGCAACGGUGUGGCGAUUGGUUUGAAGGAAGAUGUGAUGGCGAUAAAGGAUCGGCUUUGUGGGCUCUCAUCCAAACUCGAAGUUGUACCCAUUGUGGGGAUGGGUGGAAUAGGUAAGACCACUUUGGCUAGAACCGUUUAUGACGAUUCAGUUAUCAUGUAUCGUUUUGAUAUUCGUGUUUGGCUUACAAUAUCGCAAGAUUACAGUGAACAGAAAGUUCUUUUAGGGCUUGUAGAUUCGAUGAAAUUGAUAGGAGAACACGUGUCUACAAUAGAGAUGAAUGAUAUUUCAACUUUGAAAGAGAAAGUGUAUAAAAACCUGAAGGGUAGGAGGUAUCUUGCUGUAAUGGAUGAUGUGUGGAGCACAAAGGUUUGGGAUGAUGUAAGGAUUGUAUUUCCGGAUGAUGGUAAUGGAAGUCGAAUCAUGUUAACCACAAGAGUAGCAGAUCUAGCCGUUUAUCCUGACUCGAGUAGUGCUUCUCAUGAGAUGAGGUUCAUGAAUGAUUCUCAAAGUUGGGAUUUGCUCAAGGGAAAAGUGUUUGAAGACAGAAAUUGCCCACCUGAAUUGGAAGAUGUUGGGAAAAGGAUUGCAAGAAGUUGUGGGGGACUACCCCUUGCUGUUGUCCUGGUUGCUGGAUUCCUGUCUGGUGUUGAUAAAAUUCCAUCUUCCUGGGAGGAAAUUUCCAAAAAUGUGAAUCCAAUCGUUGGUCCAGAGUUGGAGGGGAUUCUAUCUUUAAGCUAUACAUACUUGUCUCAUCAUUUGAGGCCGUGUUUUCUGUUUAUGGCAAUGUUUCUUGAGGAUGAAAAUAUUAGUGCUUCAAAGCUUAUUAGAUUAUGGUUAGCUUCGGGUUUCUUGAAGCAUCAAAAUGGAUGUAGUAAAAGCUUGGAAGAGGAGGCGGAGGAGUAUUUGGAGGAUCUAGUCAAGAGAAAUCUUGUUAUUGUGACUAGUAGGAAGAGUGAUGGGAAAAUCAAGUGUUGCAGCCUCCAUGAUAUGGUACGAGACUUAUGCAUAAAGAAAGCCCACGAUGAGAGGUUUCUUUGUGUUCUCAGUGAUAGUGUUGUUCGACAAGACGUCACAAAUGAGAGGCACAUCAGUUUCAUAAAUGAGCAACAUUUCACUUUUGGGCAGUCUCAUAUGAAUAACAUUUGGGCUCCAACCAUCCGCACCAUUCUAUACUUAAACCUUCUGAACUUUCCUUAUGCGCCAUCCUUUUUACGAUGCUACAAAUUGCUUAGGAUAUUUGAAGCCAUGAGUGAAAACUCUAUUUCAAUCCCUUCAGAAGUAUUCGAGCUGUUUCAUUUAAGAUAUCUUGCUUUAACUUGCUCUUUUAUUCCAUCAGCCAUAUGUAAUCUCAUGAAUCUUCAAACCUUGACCAUCCUUCCAACCUCUCUCAUUGCUCCAACCUUUUAUAGUUGGAAAAGAUACUGGCUAAGUGAUUGUGAUCCAUCAUCUCAUUUGUCAUUACCAUUGGAAAUUUGGAGGAUGCCUCAGUUAAGGCAUAUUUUACUCUGUCAGCCUUACACUCUACCUCAUCCCCCAAAUGAUUCAAAUCCUCCUCUAGAAAAUCUCCAUACUCUUUCAUACAUCAAGAAUCUUGUAUGGAAUGAAAACAUCUUGAAGAUGAUUCCAAACGUCAAAAGAUUGGGACUUGUGUAUAUGACCAGUACAGAGUCUCACCUCAAUCUCCUCAAACAUCUGGAUCAACUUGAAAAGUUGAAGGUACAUGGUUAUCGCGGCUUUUCUUGGCAAAGGCAAAAUCCUAAUUUCCCUAGCACACUGAAGAAGUUGACCCUGGUGGGUGGGAAACUCCCUUGGGAAGAUAUUACUAGGAUUAUUGGUUCGUUGCCUAAUCUUCAAAUGCUUAAGCUACGAGGUCACGCUUGUUGGGGAGAAACUUGGGAAACAGUUGAUGGAGGAUUUCCUAAUCUAGAAUACUUGCUUAUUGAGAUAUUUAAGCUCCAACACUGGAUAACUGAGAGAAGCCACUUACCAAGACUCAAGUGCCUAGUGCUUCAUUCUUGUCCAAUGUUGAGGGAGAUUCCGGAAGGUAUAGGACAAAUUUCGACACUUGAACUGAUUGAAGUGGAUCACCAUAAUAUAUCACUUGUGGAGUCAGCCAAACAGAUAAAGGAGGAUCAAGAGAGCUAUGGAAAUUAUGGUCUUCAUGUUUGUGUAACCCAUUCACAUGAGAUUCGAAGGAAUUCACUACACACCAGUAGAAAGAGGGCUCGUCCAAGCCAAUAUGAUGCAGGGAGUGUUGAGGAAAGGUAAACUAGUCAGCAUUUUCAUUUCUAUUGACAGGGACUUGUAUUUGUUACUGAUUUUUCACCUCGUACUUCUUUUAUUAUCUUCAUCUUCCAUGUUUACAUGUGAGAGAUGAAUUUUAGAAGAUGAUAAUGUUUCGAUUUCCUAUGUGAAUAUAAGAGCUCAAAACUUCUAUAA
This is a messenger RNA of Salvia splendens (bonfire salvia), 2880 nucleotides long. RefSeq names its product putative late blight resistance protein homolog R1B-14. The record is from RefSeq and is a predicted model, not a curated record. Gene Ontology annotation, molecular function: ADP binding. Gene Ontology annotation, biological process: defense response to other organism. The transcript is spliced from 2 exons. Bases 28 to 2709 code for a protein of 893 amino acids. NCBI's taxonomy places the organism in Eukaryota, Viridiplantae, Streptophyta, Magnoliopsida, Lamiales, Lamiaceae.